Messenger RNA from Hydatigera taeniaeformis, 600 nucleotides. The record is from the annotation of a GenBank genome assembly. Lineage: Eukaryota; Metazoa; Platyhelminthes; Cestoda; Cyclophyllidea; Taeniidae.
GGUGUGGCUCGAGCUGGUAGGGGCACGGCGACGUUCAUCCGUGAUGGGGACAAUUUGCGCGUAGCGACGAUGUCGGUGCUGGGGUCGGCAAUGCAGUCAACGCUGACAGACGUGGCGAUGGAGUGGGAUGUGAAGGUGAAUGGGAAGGCUGCAGACAUCCUUACUAUCCCCUCACAGCUGCCACCGCUCUUCUCGGGUGUGUUUAUGACGGCGUUUGGUCUCAUCCAAGCAGAUGAUGAGCGGAAGGAGGCGCAUGUGGAGGGUACGUUGAAGUUGAGCUACAAGGUGGAGGGUAGGACGCACUCGCAGGAGACGACGGUUCGAUGUUUGCCUGUGAAGGAGGAGGAGGAGGAGGAGGAGGAGGAUGCGGUGGUGAACUUGGGAUUGCACAGACUGGCUGCGAAGGCGCAACUGUUGGAGCUGGUGGACAAGCAUGCUGCGCUGCAAGGUGAUGAGGGUGAGAAGGUGGAGGGGAGUGGCGAAUCGGAGGUUCGUCAGCAGAUUGUCGACAUCUCGACCAACACCAACGUGAUUUCACCCUUCACCUGCUUCGUCUGUGUCGACCCGGACAAAAUAGGUGAGGUGGGAUGCGUGAAGUAG